This is a messenger RNA of Pecten maximus, 6676 nucleotides long. RefSeq names its product dnaJ homolog subfamily C member 10-like. Lineage: Eukaryota; Metazoa; Mollusca; Bivalvia; Pectinida; Pectinidae. The transcript has 19 exons. The coding region runs from base 71 to 2467 and encodes 798 amino acids. The record is from RefSeq and is a predicted model, not a curated record.
AAAACCUUGUAUACAUCUAGUUGGUACAAAACGUGACAUAAAACAGUCAGAAGUGGGGAAAUAUAUAAAAAUGGAAUUAAUUUCCAUGGACAAGAAUAUCAUAAAGAAUGUUCGUCUACUCCGAUCAUUUAUCAUACUGUGCAUUAUAUGGAAUGUACUGGUGUUGGUGAGUGCCGAGAAUUUCUACGACCUCUUGGGCAUUUCCAAAAGUGCAACGACAAAGGAGAUUAGAAAAGCAUUCAAAUCAUUAGCCAUCACAAAGCAUCCAGAUAAAAAUCCGGAUGAUCCGAAUGCCCACGAUCUAUUCUUAAAACUAACACGUGCAUAUGAAGUUCUGAAGGAUGAAGAUUUGAGAAAAAAAUAUGAUACUCAUGGGGAGGAAGGCCUAAAGGAAGAUUUCCAUGGAGGGAGACAGUACGAAAGCUGGAAGUUCUACCAAGAGGAAUUCGGAAUCUACGAUGAUGACAAGGAGAUUAUAACAUUGAGCCGAUCAGACUUUGAACAGUCUGUUGAAGGAACAGAUGACAUUUGGUUUGUCAACUAUUACUCCCCUCACUGCGGCCACUGCCAUGACUUAGCGCCACACUGGAGAGAAGUUGCACAAGAGUUGGAGGGUGUGAUCAGAAUCGGAGCCGUGAACUGUGAAGAUGAUUGGCAGCUGUGUAGGAUGCAGGGUGUCCGGUCCUACCCCUCUCUCAUCAUGUAUCCAGCGAGAGAGAAGUACCAUGGAGAGAGGAUGACAGGGCCGAUGGUGAAGUAUGCUUUAAAAGAGGUGAAGGCCUCGGUGGUGGACCUGUGGAGGGGAAACUUUGACAGUUUUACCACUAACCCUGACAAUGACCGACCAUGGCUCAUCACAUUCUGUGGUGACGGGGGAGACUGUUUGACGAAGAGCACAUGUAUCAAACUGGCGGCCAUGUUGGAGGAGCUGGUGAACGUUGGGAAGAUAGACUGCCACAACAGUGAGGAUGUGUGUACACGUCUCGGUGUGGACUAUGGUACCAUGUUCUACGAAAGUCAACAAGUCAUGAAAGGAGUCGGGCUGAAAAUCACCAGUUUGUUUGCCCAGGAGAUAGCUCAUCAGGUGAUGUCUCAGCUACCAGAUGUAGCAGUUCUGGACAAGACAACCUUUAAGGAGAUCAAAGAGAGGCUAAAGAAGGGACAGAAGAGGGCGUGGCUGAUACACUUUGUGGAAGGGGACGCUGUUCAGGACAUUGAGUUCAGGAAAUUACCGGGCAUGCUCACCGAUAUUCAGAUUGGACGAGUUGACUGCCAGGUGAUGAGGGCCGAGUGUAACAGUGUACAUGUGAUCAAGUUCCCAAGCUUUCUGGUGUUUAAGCAGACAGGGGGCUAUGAAAUCUACUAUGGUCGAAUGACGGCUCAUGAUGUUGCGGCGUUUGCGCGCGACAGUGCAGUGGCAAAAGUGGAAUCUCUUGGUAAGGAAGAUUUCCGAGAUCACAGAGUUGGACCUGACAGCUCGGAUCCAUGGUUCGUCGAUUUCUUUGCUCCGUGGUGUCCCCCCUGUAUGAGGCUGUUACCAGAGUUCAGGAAGGCGGCCAAAAACUACGGAGGGUUGGUCAACUUUGGCACUGUCGACUGUACGAUACACUCGGACAUCUGUCAAAUGUAUAACAUCAACUCGUACCCCACCACGAUUCUUUAUAACGCCACCGUGCCUAUACAGUACCACGGGCAUCACCGUGCCAACGACUUGGGAGAGUUUAUAGAGGACACCCUGAAACCUCCGGUGUUAUCUCUGGAUUACAACAGCUUUGAUAGACUGGUGAGACAGAAAGAGGAGGGAGUUCUCUGGAUCAUCGACUUCUACGCCUCCUGGUGUGGCCCAUGUCAACAACUAGCUCCUGAGUGGAGAAGGCUUGCCAAGAUGUUGAAAAAUACCAAGAAUAUCUUUGUGGCCCAAGUGGAAUGUCAAAAGGAAGCGACACUGUGCCGACAAGAAAAUGUUAACUCCUAUCCUAGCAUGAGACUGUACCCAGCUGAUUCUCGAAAGGGCAGUGGAUCUUUUUUUACCUACAAUGGCUGGCACAGAGAUGCCCAGUCACUGCGAGCCUGGGCGUUCGAGUUCUUACCGAGUAAGGUGGAGACACUUCACAACUAUAACUUCCACCAGAAUGUGCUGUCCAGCACAACGCCAUUCAUCGUCGACUUUUACGCUCCAUGGUGUGGACAUUGCCAAGUUUUUAAACCAGAAUUUGAAAAAAUUGCAGAGACACUUGAAGGUCGUGUGAAGGCUGGCAAGGUGAACUGUGAUGAAGAACGUAAUCUGUGUCAGCAGGCAGGAGUGUCUGCCUACCCAACGGUCAGGUUCUACAAGGGCUCACGCAAAGGCAUGGCUCAGCACAUGUAUGGACAAGAUAUUGACUUCCUAGAUGCAGAUCAAAUCAUCAGAUUUCUCAAAGGGAAGAUACCUGCAAAAACGGUAAAAACAUCCCAUGACGAAUUAUGAAGACUUUGUCACCUAUCAACAUAAUCAAUUUGGUUGACAUUUUUCUAAUGUGCUUUAUACAUGUAUAUGUAAUUGCAUAUAUUUUUAUUUACAGUUUCAUCCAGUAUUAGUUUAAGACUUUGUUUGAACUAAGAGAAACUGUAUCUCAUACUUGUGCCAGAAACAUAGCCAUUCUAUUCUUAAAUAAGUAAUAGAAAUAAAAUCAAAGCCUACAGCCUGCAGGAGUACAUUUUUACAUUAGUAUAUCUCUCUUCUUCAAAAUAACUAUCAAAAUAUUUAUAUACCUCUAUUAUUUUCUUAUAGAGUUUCUUUAAAAAAAAGUUGUUCCUUUAUUGCUUAUGUAUUUUCAGUGAAAGUGAAGCUGGAUAUUGUUUUUGCUUUUUGUCUCACUGGAUGAUUUUGUAAGAUUCAGAACUCUGUUCCUUUUAACAUUUAAAAUCAUGAGUUGAUUGAGAUGUUUGGAUGAGUUAAGUCCAUUUUUGCUCGAAUUAUUCUUAACUCCGUUCCUUUAACAUUUCAAAUUGAUGGACUGAGUGGAUGUGCUUGGAAUCAUCAUGGGAUUAACUCCCUUUUGCUUGAAUUUUUUCCUAACUGUGCUCCUCGUGUCAUAUGGGUGAAGAUGUGUUUGGAAAUGUUAACUGUAUUUAUUAGCAGUUACAUCCAUGACUCUGUUUAUCAAUCUUCUCCUAUAAUAUAUUUAUUUACUGUUUACUCAAUGCCGAAAUUAUCCUGUAAUAAGCCCAUGAGGCCAACACAUGAACUUCUCUAACAGUAGAGGGUGGUGCAGGAUUAUUAAGUAGGAUUUGAUGUCAUUUCACUGAAUUAAUAGCAAUACAUCUGUGUGGGCUUAUUACUAGGCAUUGGAUUAUUGCAAGGCAUGGGCUUAUUACCAGACAUGGGCUUAUUACCAGACAUGGACUUAUUACCAGGGUAUGAGCUUUUAUCCAGGCAUUGGAUAACUAUAUGGUGUUUUGUAAAAAUGUAUACAUUAUGUUCCUGUUAAUGCUGUGGGUAAAAAUUUCAUGGGAGAGAAAAUUGUGAUACAAUGUUUUAUAUCAACACAUUUUUUUUCUGUUUAAGUGAAAAUUACAUUAUAUAAUAAAUACCAACAGGGUAAUGGUUUGCGUUAGAUAUUACAAGGUAAUAAAUUGUGAGAUAAAUUUAACAUUGCGUACCAGGGAGAAAGGUCCCGACAUGUGGUUAUAUUUUUUGGGCAAGUUUCCAUAAAGACCUACGGUUCAUUCAAAAUUUUGCUAAAAUGUUCGUCUUUGUGUGUACUUAAACUGUUUAACUGCUACAAUAUGGAUUAAGUGACUUAAAUUAAUAAGCAAACAUUUUGGGUCCAUUUCCUCCUUUCCAUGUUGGAACUAUUUCAAUUUGUUUUAACAUACAGAUACUUACACAUGGAUACAAAAUGUAUUGAAAAGGCAAAAAGGGCCUGUAAGGACAAUUCAUAAAUGUAAAUAGAUCACGAAAUACACGAAGGAGAUUAACAAGUUCUAGUCCCAUAAAAUGCUUUUUGGAAAGUUAAUGUUCAAAAUCUUUAGUAUGAAAGUUAAUGUUCAGAAUCUUGAGUAUGAAAGUCUGUGCCAUAUCUUGUAUAACUUGUAUUUUAUGCAAUUUUCUCAUACAAAGUGCUGUACAAAGAGCAUGAAUAUUUAUUUUUAAUAAAAAAAAAAUUGUGUUUAUUACUCUCUGAAUAUUGACUGCAAAAUUUGAAUUUAGUAUACAAAUAUAUUUUCUAGUUAUUAAUUUAUAUCUUAAGAAUUUUUAUCAUUGAUAUUUAGAGAAAAAAUGAAUAGCUAUUUAUAAGUGUAUAUAAAAACCCAAUGAAAUCCAAAGAUUUUCAAUCAAUUAUGUUUGUUUUCUAAACAGUAUAGAUUACUCAUAAUCUGAUCAGAAUUAUAUUCCACGGGCAUAUCUUUAUAAAGAGGAUAAAUUGUUUUUGAAAAUUUUUUUUCAUGUCUCCAAUUUCCAUGUUUUUACCAAAAGAUUGAUGUUGAAGGAUUGUUUUGGUGGUUGGACCAUGAUUAAUUUUACAUUUCUAUGGUCUGUGUGCUUUUUGUUAUUUUUUAAAUUUUAUUCCAUGCCUAUGAAAAAAGUGGAAAAUCAAUAACAUUUAAACUACAUAUUUCCAUAUAAAAAUAUGGGGAUAACGAUUGCAUAUUGAAGAUGAAUCUGGGUGUUUCCUGAGAGAGAACACAUGAACCAUCCUUUUUUAUUUAAACAUACAACCCUCAAUUUUCCGCCCUUCCAUCUUGAAUUAAUUGAAGAGUAAAAAGUGAUUUUAGUUUCAUUGUGGCAGUAAAAUAUUGAUGAGCUGACACUAACAGAUAAUCAAGUUAACAUUAAUUAAGUUUCUAUCUAUAGAUGUUUUCUAUCUGUGUUAUUUAUAGAAAUUCAGAAUAUAGGAAUGAGAAAUAAUAAUGAAUUGAUACUUUGAUUAAAAGUCAAAUCAGCUCCAUUGAAGUAAGUGUUAAGAUCAGAAUGUUAGAAAUAGUAUGUUAAGAAGUCACAUCACUUGCUUAAGGGUGAAAGGUCAGAGUGCAAUUUAGAAAAUGUAACAAAUGAUACAUCACUAGCUUUAGGGUGAAAGGUCAGAGUGAGAGGUAGAAAAUGUAACAAUUUUAAUGAUACGUUAAGGAGGGAAGGUCACAUGCUUUAGGGUGAAAGGUCAAAGUGCGAGAGAGAAAACGUAACAGUGAUAAAAGGAAGAGGUCAAGAAAAAAAAGAAAGGUCACUGGGCCUAAAGUGAAAGGUCAAAGUGUAAAUUUCAUUUGAAUGUUGCUGAUAUGUAAAUAAUGAAAAGUUAUAAUGUAAAUAAACACUGGUGACUAUGUACAUGUAUACAUGUAUGUAGGAAAAACAAAGAGGAGCUAAAGGUCAAGGUCACAUGAUGUCAAGGUGAUUGUUGGUGAAGUUUUUGCUUUUUAAGGUUACAUAUAUUAAAGGAAGCCCUGGAGGAUGUGACGGAUUUGAAACAAAAUGUUCUUUCAAAUGACGUCUUUACUGAAUUCAUCAUCAGUCAUGUCUGAGAGUGAUUUAUAUUCAUUCUGUAAAACCUUGUUCAGAAAGCCAGUGCUGAUAUUCCAGUAAUUUUUAUACAUAUCUGUAUGUUAAUGAACUAGUCACACAAGAUCUUAAAGUCACAUUUCCAAGAUUUAUUUAUCUCAUGUUUAACCAAAGCAAAGUAUGUAAAAAUACACAUUUUGUGAGAAAAUUUAAUCAGAGAAUUUAAAGGAAAUUUACACACAUAUUGUUUUAUUGCACAGUCUGAUAUCACAAUACGAGGAACAUGUAUUAAAUGUUGUAAAUAAUUUGUUUAUGGCAGUGUUAUGUUGCCUAGGUACAUCCUGGAGACAAUUUUACAGCAUGCAUGUCUUACAGUGUAACUAUCAAUGCUGGUGUCUCUCAGUAAUUUCAUACUUCCAUGUCUGCUUCUGUAAAAAAAAUUACACUAAAACCUGCAAUGCCAGUAAAAUUAGAUUUUAACAUCCUUUUUAGUGUAGCUUAACAAGUUGUGAAAACACAUUAUUUUCAAAAUGAAUUUAUUGACAAUUGUCGAAAAAUUUACAGAUUUUUUUUUCUAUCUUUUGUGUCCUGGAUAAUGAUUUUAAUCCCCACACCAACUUUUAAUAUAUUAUCAAGUAACUUGUGGGCUCAUUUUGAAUGUUGUGAAUUUCCUUAUUGUUAUCAAAUUAAAUUUUCCUCAAUAAUUGCAUAAGAUUCAAUAAAUGUUGCAUUAUAUUUAAAAAAAAACUGUGAUAUUGAAAUGUGUUUUUACAAUAUUGAUUUAAUUAAUAGUGAUGACAAUGUGGGCAUAUAUAACUACUGGUAAUAUUUUUACUAUUACUUGGACGAAAGGUAAAGAAUUUUCAGAAAUAAAUCAUGUUCCUUAAAAUGUUUGUACUCAAUGUUAGAUGCUUCCUUACACAAUAUACCAUUUGAUUAAUAUUAAAGAUAAGAUGUAUUUUUGUGUUAAUUAAGUUUCAUCAUUUCCUGAUGAACAAGACAAAUUUCCACUCUAAUUUCACAGGGUAGCUGGUUGGCAGUGUUUACCCGCUGGCCUUUUAUCUAGGAAGUCUGGGUUUGUUAUUCCCAAAUCAGAUGUGAAAAAUUAUGGGGUCACCUGCCUGACCAUGUGGGUUUUCUCCAGGUACUCGGGUUUCCUCCCAUAGUAAGACCACUUGCUCACAUGCAUCCGAGAUA